Molecule: messenger RNA, 1539 nt
Organism: Populus nigra (black poplar)
Lineage: Eukaryota; Viridiplantae; Streptophyta; Magnoliopsida; Malpighiales; Salicaceae
Product: aluminum-activated malate transporter 2-like
Exons: 6
Coding region: 65-1516 (483 amino acids)
Biological process (GO): malate transport
Cellular component (GO): plant-type vacuole membrane
Source: RefSeq, a predicted model, not a curated record
UCUUUAUUCUUCGCUCUUAUUGAUCUUUCUCGGUUCAUGCGAACUUUCCUACCCUCAUUUAGCCAUGGAAGUUGGGUCUGGAAGCGGUGACAAAGCUGGGUUUUUCACUCAAGGACGCUGGUGGCUCAAGGCCUUGCCUGCGAAGUUCAAAGCUAACAUGGUUGCUAUGGUUAGGAACAUAAAGAAACUUGGACAAGAUGAUCCAAGAAGAGUUAUUCAUUCACUAAAAGUUGGACUAGCACUUACAUUGGUAUCAAUGUUCUACUACUGUCAGCCACUUUACAGUAAUUUUGGUGUCACUGCAAUGUGGGCUAUCAUGACUGUUGUUGUUGUCUUUGAAUUCUCUGUGGGGGCUACUCUUGGAAAAGGAUUGAAUAGAGGAAUGGCAACGCUAAUGGCUGGUGGACUAGGUGUUGGAGCACAUCACCUAGCAAACCUCUCUGGACAUAUUGGAGAACCCAUACUACUUGGGUUCUUUGUCUUUCUGCAAGCUACAAUAUCAACAUUUUUAAGGUUCUUUCCGAAAAUUAAAUCGAGAUAUGAUUAUGGGAUGUUAAUAUUCAUAUUGACCUUCUCUUUGAUAUCGGUAUCUGGUUAUCGAGACGAUGAAAUAUUAGAGUUCGCACAUAAGAGAUUAUCAACCAUCAGCAUUGGUGGUUCUGCUUGUGUCAUCAUUUCUACUGUGGUUUGCCCUGUGUGGGCUGGUGAAGAUCUUCACAAUCUGAUUGCCCUCAACAUUGAAAAGCUUGGCAACUUCUUAGAAGGAUUUGGUGAUGAAUACUUCAAAAGAACAGGGGGUGAAGAGAGCAAAGACGACAAGAAAUUUUUGGAAGGAUACAAAAGUGUUCUCAAUUCAAAAAAUAGUGAAGAAUCCUUGGCUAAUUUUGCUGCAUGGGAGCCAGGUCAUGGUCGGUUCCCAUUUCGACAUCCAUGGAAACUAUACCUGAAAGUUGGGACUCUGGCUCGAGAAUGUGCCUACCGAAUUGAAGCAUUGAAUGGAUGCUUAAAUGCUGAAAUUCAGGCAUCAUCAGAAGUUGGUAGCAUAAUUCAGGAAGCAUGCACAAAUUUGAGCAUAGAAUCUGGAAAAGCACUAAAGGAACUUGCAUUGGCAAUCAAAAUAAUGGUGCAGCCAUCUUCUGCAGAUUCCCACAUUGAAAAUGCAAAAUCUGCUGCCAAAAACCUCAAAUCUUUACUCAAAUCAGGCAUAUGGGAAGACAUUGACCUGCUGAAAGUUAUACCAGGGGUUACAGUAGCUUCAAUACUUAUUGAUGUGGUCACAUGCACUGAAAAAAUUGCUGAAUCCAUACAUGAACUUGCCUCCAAAGCCCAAUUUAAGAGUGUAGAGCCAACUCUAUCAACAGAAAAGUUGCAUUCAGGACAAAUUCAGAGUGUAAAAUCAGCUCAGAUGGUCAAUUGCUCCCAUGUUGUCAUCAAUGUCGGUGAAUCAACUCUGCCUUCCCCACCAAGUGAGAGUUCUUCAGCACGAAACGCUAGCAAGCAAAGGAUGGAAGUGUAAAAAUAUGUGACUAUCAUAUUAUG